Messenger RNA from Apodemus sylvaticus (European woodmouse), 1989 nucleotides. RefSeq names its product galactosidase beta 1 like 3 (gene Glb1l3). Gene Ontology annotation, cellular component: vacuole. The transcript is spliced from 20 exons. The record is from RefSeq and is a predicted model, not a curated record. Gene Ontology annotation, biological process: carbohydrate metabolic process. Gene Ontology annotation, molecular function: beta-galactosidase activity. Bases 1 to 1989 code for a protein of 662 amino acids. NCBI's taxonomy places the organism in Eukaryota, Metazoa, Chordata, Mammalia, Rodentia, Muridae.
AUGGCAUACCUCAGUAAGCAUCGCUCCUGGAAGAGAAUCAUGGCCAUCUUCUUCCUGCCACUUGUCCUAUCAGGUUUUGCUCCUCGCUCAGACGAUGUGUUUAAGUCUCCUGCCAGGUUCAGUUGGUCUCGUCUGACCCCCUCUGAGCUGAAGAACAGAUCUGUAGGACUUAGCACUAAAACCAAUGCUCAGGGCAAAGCAUACUUUACCCUGGAUGGUCACAAGUUCAUGAUAGUUGGAGGCUCCAUACACUACUUCCGGGUGCCCAGGGAGUAUUGGAAGGACCGCUUGUUGAAGCUGCAAGCCUGUGGAUUCAACACUGUCACUACCUACAUCCCAUGGAACCUCCACGAGCCAGAGAGGGGGAAAUUUGACUUCUCUGAGAUCCUGGACCUGGAGGCCUAUGUGUUGCUUGCUGAGACUAUUGGACUGUGGGUGAUUCUUCGACCAGGGCCAUAUAUCUGUGCUGAGGUUGACUUGGGUGGAUUACCUAGCUGGCUUCUGCGCAAUCCUGUGACAGAUCUGAGAACAACCAGCAAGGGCUUUAUUGAGGCUGUCGAUAAGUAUUUUGAUCAUCUGAUUCCCAAAAUACUUCCUUCUCAGUACCGCCGUGGUGGUCCUGUCAUUGCUGUCCAAGUAGAGAAUGAAUAUGGUUCAUUUCAAAAGGACAACGAGUACAUGGAUUAUGUGAAGAAGGCUCUACUGAAGAGAGGGAUUGUAGAGCUCCUCUUGACCUCAGAUGAUAAGGAUGGAAUUCAGAUGGGCACUGUCAAAGGAGCAUUGGCUACUAUCAAUAUGCAUUCAUUUAUUAAGGAUCCCUUUAUCAAGCUGCAUGCAAUGCAGACUGAUAAGCCCAUUAUGAUUAUGGAAUACUGGACUGGCUGGUAUGACUCGUGGGGGAGUAAACACAUGGAGAAGAGUGCAAAUGAAAUUCGACGCACAAUAUAUAAAUUCAUCAGCUAUGGACUCUCCUUCAACAUGUAUAUGUUCCACGGCGGAACCAACUUUGGUUUUAUAAAUGGUGGCCGCCAUGAAAAACAUCACAUUGGUGUCGUGACUAGCUAUGACUAUGAUGCUGUGCUCUCUGAGGCUGGCGAUUACACAGACAAGUAUUUCAAGCUUCGGAAACUCUUUGCAUCUGGUUCAGCACGCUCUCUACCUCCACUGCCUCUUCUUGUUCCCAAGACCGUCUAUCCCUCUGUGAAUCUCUCAUUCUACCUGCCACUGUUUGAUAUCCUACCGUACUUAAAUAAGCCGGUCAUGUUACACACUCCAGUCACCAUGGAGAAUCUUCCAAUAAACAAUGGCAGUGGUCAGUCAUUUGGAUUGGUCCUUUAUGAGACUUCCAUCUGUUUUGGAGGCAAUCUCUUUGCUUCAGUUCAUGAUUCAGCACAGGUGUUUUUGAAUGACAAAAGUAUAGGAAAUCUGGAUGAGAAUAAUGAGUUUCUGCAAAUUCCUGAAAUUCAGGAUUGUCAGCUUCUGAGGAUCCUGGUUGAGAACCAAGGUCGAAUCAAUUACUCAUGGAGAAUUCAAAAUGAGCAGAAAGGGUUAAAUAAAGUGGUUAGCAUCAAUGGCAUUUUGCUGAGGAAUUUCACCAUUUAUUCUCUGGACAUGAAAACAAGUUUCUUCAAGAGGCUCCGCUCUGCAUCCUGGAGGCUUGCUCCGAAGACUUAUCAAGGCCCUGCCUUCUACUGGGGAACCUUGAAUGUCGGCUCUUCUCCCACAGACACCUUCCUGCACCUACCAAACUGGCAUUAUGGGUUUGUGUUCAUCAAUGGACGUAAUCUUGGGAGAUAUUGGGAUAUUGGACCUCAGAGCACACUGUACCUUCCUGGUCCCUGGCUUCAUCCAGAAGACAACGAGGUCAUCGUGUUUGAGAAGAUAGAAAAGGGUUUUUACAUCCAGACAAGAAAGAAACCCCAGCUGCAAAAGUGCUUCAAAACAGGUCCUGGAUUGCCGGAUGCUUCUGGUGUUUCCUCUGAAUGUUGA